CUAACCCAUAAAGUAACAUUUAGCAUGACUUCCUACGAGACACCAGCAUCGGAAAAACGCUUUUCCUGCUACGAAAUUCCGCCGUCCCCACCCUAUCUCUCUCUACAGAAAGCAGUUCCAGCUUCUUCUUCAAUUCAAUCUCUCAAUUACAGCUCAAAAUGGUUGAGAAUCACGCUUCAGAUAUGCGUCUCGUUCCGUUACUUUUCGUUUCUUGCUCUGUUCUUGAUUGAAUCUACAUUAUGGAGUUAAUGAUUUGCUUAAUAUAUUGAGUCAUUCUGCAUCAAGGUUUGAGGUUUUACUGUUGAAAGAUUGUUUCUUUGGUAGUUUUUGAUCAUGGGUUUGAGUCUUUCUACGUCUGGGUUUAAGAGAAGAUUGUUUCCGUUUUAGUUUUUGAUCAUGGGUUUUGUUGUUUAUUGCAUCUUUUUCGUGGGAUUUGAUUUUUUGGUGGAGAAAUCGAAUUUGAGAAGAGAGAUCUUUUGUUUUAUGUUUCUGUGUGCAUGUUUCUUUCUUUGUCGCUAAGUUCUAUGUGGGGCAGCCAUCUUUUUCUAUGAUGUAUAUAAUGAUAGGACAUGGUUUAACAAAAUAAUUUAGUUAUUUGUAC
Messenger RNA from Rubroshorea leprosula, 601 nucleotides. Lineage: Eukaryota; Viridiplantae; Streptophyta; Magnoliopsida; Malvales; Dipterocarpaceae. The record is from the annotation of a GenBank genome assembly.